AUGUACGACGACUUCUUCAGUCCACCAGAGGAAUUGUAUCAACACAAUCGAUCUCUUACCGUCUGUAUUGAUCACAUGGAGAUUGAGAAUGCUAAGUUUCUCACCUGCAUUGAUACCACUGUGCGUUAUUGCUCAUGUAUUCCUAUGCAGAAGCUGAAGACUGACCCUAUAUUUGAAGCAUUGGAUAAGAUUUUCCGCCUCUACAACAAGGAAGGCUUUCAAGUCAAGACGAUCAAAUGUGAUUGGGCAUUCAAUCCUCUCACGGAUGACAUGCUAGACGAUAUGGGUGUUACUAUUGACCCAACUGCAGCUGGAGACCACGAGCCUACCGCUGAGCAAAACAAUAGGACGUUGAAAGAAAGAGUCAGAGUAGCUCUUGCCCAAUUACCCUACAAAGUGGUCCCAAAGGUGAUCACUGAAUGUCUUGGACGUCAAGCCGCCGAGCUAUUGAAUGUCAUUCCCCAGAAAGACAGUAUCUCAUCACAUUUCAGUCCGCAGCAACUCAUUGAUAAUGUCAAUAUCAUCUACAAGAGUGACAUGGUUGCUGAACUUGGACAAUAUGUUCAUGCAAUUGGGACGGAUUCCAGCAAUUCGAUGGAACCCCGAAGUAUCAAAGCAAUUUACAUUGAACCUACAAAGGGACAACAUACUGGGCACCAAGUGCUCAACCUCAAUACUAAGAAGAUGAUUUCCCGACCCAAGGUCGUUGUACUACCCGUUACUGUCCAAGUAAUCCAGCGUGUUGAAGCUUGGGCUGCUGCCAAAGGUGUUACUCCCAUGAAGUUCUUUGAUAAGAAGAGAGAUUUGGAGACAUUUCAAGAUGGCGAUCAAAUCGCAGGAGUGGAUGACACGGAACAAGGUUACUAA
Molecule: messenger RNA, 867 nt
Organism: Cylindrotheca closterium
Lineage: Eukaryota; Bacillariophyta; Bacillariophyceae; Bacillariales; Bacillariaceae
Source: the annotation of a GenBank genome assembly